UGAAUCAACAUUAACAAUCUUUAUUUGAUUAAUAAGUGCAUUUUGAAGUGUUUAUCGUAUGUUCACAAAGUUAGUGUUGAUAUCGGCGUAGGGUAAAUAACAUUGUGUAUUGUGUUAUAACUUUGUAAACUAGAAAAAUAAUAGUUCUUUGGAUUCAGCGUGGAUUAGGAGCAAAUUAGACAUGCAUCGUCUACUUCUACUAAUAACCACAUUAGUGGCGGUCAGUGAAGGAUACAAAAUUUUGGUGGUGUACCCUUUUCCAUCCAGGAGUCAUUCCAUCUUGGGGGAUGGUGUGGUUGACGCUCUGGCUAAAGCUGGACACCAGAUUACCUAUAUUACUGCUUUUCCAAAGGCCAAAACCGCACCUAACGUAAGAGAAAUUGAUGUUAGCGCUAAUGAAGUUUUAUUCCCAGACAGUACGCGCGAUCACUUGGAGCAUCUCCUGAACAAUACUAAGUCAAAUGUUGAAGUGUCGUCUAUUGUUACAACAAUGUCACAAUUGUUCGUACAUACAAUGGAAAAUGAAAGAGUCAAAAAGCUUAUAAAUGAUCGCAAUGAGCAAUUUGAUGUUGUUCUGAUAGAAUGGUUGUUUUACGAGAUGUAUGCAGGUCUCUCAGCAGUAUUCAACUGUCCUUUCAUCUGGGUUUCCUCUGUUGACCCUCACUGGAGGAUUUUAGCGUUGGUCGAUGAUCUUGCAAAUGCUGCAUAUACUCCAGAUGUAUUAUCCGACAUUCUACCUCCCUUUACCUUCAUGCAGCGAGCCAAGGAAUUGGGAUUGCAAAUUUUUGGACUAGGUCUACAAUAUUUCCUCCUUCAUCCAACUCAACAAAAAGACUACGAAAAAAUCUUCGCACCGGUUAUUCAGAAGCGUGGUCUCCCAGUUCCCCCAGCACUGGAUAUAUUAUAUAAUGCUUCUUUAGUACUGAGUAAUUCCCACGUUUCAGUCGGAAAGGCUAUACGACUACCACAAAAUUUUAUACCAGUUGGCGGGUAUCACAUUGGUCGUGAAGUUAAGCCCUUGCCAGAGGAUUUGAAGAAACUAUUGGACAAUUCAAAGAAUGGCCUUAUUUACUUCAGUUUGGGCAGCAAUAUAAAGAGUAGAUUUUUACCGGAGCAAUUGAAACAGAGUCUUUUGAAAAUGUUUGGUGGCCUAAAGCAGACAGUUUUAUGGAAGUUCGAAGAAGAGCUCCCAGGCACUCCGUCCAAUGUUCAUAUUGUCCAAUGGGCACCACAACACAGCAUACUAGCCCAUCCAAAUUGUGUCAUAUUUUUGUCUCACGGAGGUUUAUUGUCUACAACUGAAGCUAUCCACUUCGGAAAACCCAUUAUUGCAGUACCUAUAUUCGGUGAUCAGUUCACUAAUGCUAAGAGAGCAGUGCAAAAAGGUUUCGGUAUAUACGUAGAUAUGACAUAUAAUGUGGCUGAUGACAUAAAAGUUGCUAUUCAGGAGAUGCUCAGCAAUCCUAGAUAUGGCUUAAAAGCCAAGGAGCUUUCUACUUUGUAUCACCACAGACCAGUGACUCCUGACAAGGAGGUUGUCCACUGGGUAGAACACGUGGUGAUGACUGGUGGUGCACCCCACUUGAGGUCACCAGCUCUUUUGGUACCGUGGUAUCAAAAAUUAUACCUGGAUCUCCUUGCUGUUAUAGCAAUCGUAAUUUAUGCUAUUAUAUACGCUGUUAAAAAGGUUAUAUCACUCUUUAGGAAAAAUAAAACUAAAUCAAAGAGUAAAACACAGUGAGGUAUACCGUAUAACUAGAAUUGUACAAGAUAUACAUAAGACUGUUAAUUAUGUAUUUUUAUAUAGUUAUAGUAAAUAAAAUGAUUUAUUUUUA
Messenger RNA from Colias croceus (clouded yellow), 1835 nucleotides. Its product is annotated as UDP-glucosyltransferase 2-like. The coding region runs from base 182 to 1741 and encodes 519 amino acids. The transcript has 9 exons. Gene Ontology annotation, molecular function: UDP-glycosyltransferase activity. The record is from RefSeq and is a predicted model, not a curated record. Lineage: Eukaryota; Metazoa; Arthropoda; Insecta; Lepidoptera; Pieridae.